Jaminaea rosea is the source of this 747-nucleotide messenger RNA. RefSeq lists its product as hypothetical. The transcript is spliced from 2 exons. The record is from RefSeq and is a predicted model, not a curated record. The annotation marks the transcript as partial. Gene Ontology annotation, cellular component: Golgi membrane. NCBI's taxonomy places the organism in Eukaryota, Fungi, Basidiomycota, Exobasidiomycetes, Microstromatales. Gene Ontology annotation, biological process: mitotic spindle elongation; vesicle-mediated transport.
UAUCGAGCCUUGAGCCCGCGAGCCAAGGUAGUCGUCGGACUCAUUGCCCUCGUGUAUGCUGCAUUCACCCUCGUCAUCAUCCGUCUUGGUCCUCAUGGCUUGCUCGAGUGGCUGGCUCAAUUCUCGACCUUCUUUGCUCAGUCGUCCCUCGGACCUCUCAUCCUCAUUCUUCUCCUCAUUCUUCUAUCCUUCCCGCCCACGAUCGGCUACGGCACCGUCAUCACUCUGUGCGGCCUGUCCUUUGGCUCCCCACUCGCUGCGCCGGGCAACUCGCUAGGCUAUGCAUGGUUCAUUGCAGCAUCAGGAUGCCUCCUAGGCUCAGUCACUGCCUUCCUCGUAUGUCGCAUAGCCCUCGACACGCAUGGCGCCGACUGGAGCUGGGUACGCAAAGUGCGCCAGGGCAAAGAGUGGAAGGCGAUGGAGAAGGCAGUCGAGCGUAAAGGCUGGAAGAUGAUUCUCCUCAUCAGGCUUUGCCCCUUCCCUUUCGUCUACUCGAACCUCUUCUUCGCCAGUCUACGGCCAGAGGUCAUCCCUAUGCCCUUCUUCGUCCUGGCCACACUCGCAACCACUCCCAAACUCUUUCUACACGUCUUCAUUGGAGCGCAGACGUUCGAAGCGAUUCAAGCAGGUCGAGAUGGGGGUGAGGCAGCCACCCACACGAGCGGCUGGUUCCGACUCUUCUACGUCGUGGGAGCUUCUGCGCUUGGGGCUGCGACGAGCUGGUACAUCUACCAUGAGACCAAGAAG